Molecule: messenger RNA, 1152 nt
Organism: Aspergillus aculeatinus CBS 121060
Lineage: Eukaryota; Fungi; Ascomycota; Eurotiomycetes; Eurotiales; Aspergillaceae
Product: DHHC family palmitoyltransferase
Exons: 3
Coding region: 92-1045 (317 amino acids)
Biological process (GO): protein targeting to membrane; peptidyl-L-cysteine S-palmitoylation
Cellular component (GO): Golgi apparatus; endoplasmic reticulum
Molecular function (GO): protein-cysteine S-palmitoyltransferase activity
Source: RefSeq, a predicted model, not a curated record
CCCACGCUUAGCGACGUUUUCCUCAUCACCGAUUUCCAACAUCUCCUUCACCGUAUUCUUUUCUCUGACGGCAUACUUCUAUUUCUGUGCGAUGACCGAAGAUCCAGGUUUUGUUCCGAAGAUGAGCAGCAGGAAUCAGCAACGAGCCGUUGUCACCGAAUUAUUCGAGCAGUGGAAAUUUGACGAGGAAAAUUUCUGCGUCUUGUGUAUGAUUCGAAAGCCUUUGCGAAGCAAGCAUUGUAAGCGUUGUGGGCGAUGCGUCGCAAAGCAUGAUCAUCAUUGCCCAUGGAUCGACAACUGUGUUGGCGCGAACAAUCUGCGGCACUUCGUCUCGUAUAUCAUCUGCUUAGAAAUCGGCAUCAUCUUGUUCUUGCGCCUGACAUUCAAUUACAUCAGCGUUCUUCCAGCUCCUGCGAAUCCACAGUGCAAUGUCAUAAAUGAUGCAUUGUGUGAUUUUGUACUCCGUGACACAUUUACUCUAGUUCUCGAUAUCUGGGUGCUCAUUCAGCUGGUUUGGAUAACUAUGCUCUGUGCCGUUCAGCUUGUCCAAAUCUCCCGAAACCAGACGACUUACGAAAACAUGAGGGGCCAUUCGAUUGACCGGAGUUAUCCCAGCUCACGAGCAUUUGCCUCGGCUGUGACGGCAGGUACGACAUCAUUAGAUGCGGCUGGCCUCUCUUCCGCCGGUCAAGGUCCCAAUCCGGCUCUGGCGCAAAAUGUUUCACAUAGGCACCAACGGAAUGGCUGCCUGCAACAAUGGUCCUCUCUUUUGGGAGUUGAUACAUUCUUUGCAACAGCGCGGGACGGGUUACGGGACGGCCCACGUACCGCCCGGCCAAAGAAUCCCUUUUCCCGUGGCAUUGUCACUAACUGUCAGGAUUUCUGGUGCGACCCUGCUCCCUACUUCGGACGACGAGAGCCAGGUUCUGCCAUCCUCGGCGGUGAAGUUGUCAAUUACAACCGAAUGUAUGAGAUUCCAUUGCGAAUGCACAGCGGCGGGGGCUACCGUAGCCUGGCCGACAAUGACCUAGAGCAAAAUGCUUAAAUCAUCUCUCUUCCUUCACGACUUCAGAGUCGUUGAAUCAAGAACCUGAAACUAUGAUGGUCUCAUGCUUGGGAGGGGAGGUUGCAGAUCAGCGUCGCGCGAAUCCG